CGGCGGCGUGUGGGCCUACGAGAAAGGUCUCAAAUCGGAACAAAAGUUCAAAAAAGAAUACCCACACUGCUCUUGAUUUGCCAAGGGCUUAAAGGCCGGAGCGGAGGAGCCCGGCCGGAAGGAGCGACGCCUGACGGCGGCGCCAGAUGUUCCGCAACAAGGUCCUCGUUCGCGCCGCCCCCUCCGCGCCGCCUCCGCCGUUCCUCCUCCGACAGGUCUCCUUCCCCGCCGCCGUCCCCGCGAUCGACCUCGACAUCCUCUGCUGCAGGCUCUCCCGCCGCCGUCGCCUCGCGUGCCUCCUCCAGCCCCCGUCCGACGUCCUCCUAGUCUACCAGAGAUGCCAGGCCUGCGCAGCAGCGGAGGCCGCGUCCGAGAUCGCGGCGGCGUUCGAGGGCGCCGCGGUUGGCGAGGAGGAGGAGGUGGUUUGUUCCGGUUCACUGGUUGCGAAGGCGGUCGAGUGCGGCCUGCGCUCCCUGAUGCUUGAGCAUGGAUGGAGGUGUCUUGGGGAGGGCGUGUAUGUCCAUUCGACAUUUGCUGCGACUGAGGAGAGAACUGAUCUAUGCGCGGUGAACGUGGAAGUCAAACUUGGGAGGAAUGAUGAUAUUGAAUUUUCUGUCUCACCAGAUGCACUUCGAUUUAUGACACAUAAGUUCUUUGAUUCUAUCAGCUCUGAUAAAGUGGAAACGUUCAAAAAUGGCAACAAAGUAAUUUUGGGUGAUUGUAACUUCCAAACAGCCUGUACAACUCUUCCAACACUUCAGGAAGGCCAUGUGAUUGGUUUUAGCAAGAUACUCCCUACAGGACAAUGCUUGGACAAGUUUAUGCAGCUUUGCUCACUUAAGCAUGGUUUAGAGGCAGACUACACUUAUCAUGAAGCUGUCAGAUUUGGUUAUGGAUCUUCCCUUGAAAUGUGGUUCCCUUGUUCAUUUGUUCUCCAAGGUUCAGGGCUUCAACCAGCCCCCAAAUCUUCUAGAGCAUCAAAGGCAAUGUCUGCCUUGCAAUCCUUUAUGGGAUUAUUGAGUGCUUGGAACUUCUUUGGCCAGAAUCAACUAGUAAUCAAGGAACAGUUGCUACUCAAUUCAACAGCAACUCUGCCUAGCUGGGAUAAGGCUAUAAUCAAUGCAAGGACUAAAAAUUCUGAAGGCCCUGGACAUACAAAUUUUGUCAUGAAUGAUCUAUCUUUGACUCUAGACUUUCGCACUCCAAAACCUGAUGUUCUAUGUUCUACAAGUGUCAAACUGUGGAAUACCAAAACUCAGGUGGCAACUCUAUCUUUUGACAUUGAUGGCACUGACAAUGGAAAAUGUUCCAUCAAUGACUGCCAAACACAACCUGUUGUUCGAACCAAUUUAUACAAGUCACAAGUUACAUUGUUGAAGCCAUCAUUUAGCAGAAGUAAAUCAGAAGAGAGACACAAGACGAAAAGUUCUUCAGAACAUUCUGAUGAUGAUAAUUCGGACAGAUUGAGACAUAUUUCUGUUACAAAUUCAGCACUGGUUUCUGGAAGUCAUAAAAGAAAGCAUGCAGAAUCUCCUGUUAGAAAUGGUCAAAAAGUAACUUUGAAAGUGCAUUUACAGGAUUACUCACAAAAGGAAAAUUUGGAUGCAAACAAGAAGAGUAAAGAUUGUAUACCACGAGUCCCAGGUGAAGCAAGAACAAUGCCAGGUGUCAAGACUGAUGUGCUUAGCACAAAGGUAAGAAAGCUGACAUCAAAGUGUGUAGUCAUCAAUGAUGAGAAAACUGCAGCAACAAAAACAAGAACUAAACAAAAGGUUUACAAAGAUGAGCUAACUGCAGUAACAAAACCAACGACAAAAACAGAAGAUGCCAAAGGCCAGUUCACUAAAACGGUGGUAGAUCAUCAGAAGGAUGAACUAGCUAAAAAGGCAACGAAGGCAAAAGCAAGAGCAGCAGCUAACAGCAUUGAGUUAUUAACUUUAAUGAACUCAAAAGCAAACUCUGAUGUAUCCAUAUCCAAUGAUGACAUAGUUAGAAAGGUGACAGAUCAUCAUAAGAGAGGCGAGUUGCGUUUGCUAACAGUUGCAGAUCUGAAAUGUUUCCUUAGUGCAAGAAAAGCGAAGGUUGGAGGGACAAAGGAAGUGCUUAUCAAAAGAGCCGCCGAGCUCCUUGGUUGACAUGAAGAAGAUUUGACCAUAGCUCUGUGGUGGAGAAUAUAUCUUCUUCCAAAGGCGUCGAUUUGGUCCGGUCCUAAUAACUAUGCUCGUAAUUGGCGUUGUGCUUGUGUCAUAGCACAAUUUCGUCGGUUGGGACCUUUUUUCUUUGCUUGGUCCAGUUGAGACUAAUUUGGUGCUUCCGUCGUAGCACCCUUUCGUCAGUUUGAGUUGUUUGCUUUGUAUCGUUGGGGACUUUUAUCGCUAGCUCGACUUCUCUAGUGUUUAUCUUCUCUCAGUCUUCAUGUAUUUCAGAUUAUUGUGUUCCCUAGAAUUCAUUUGUGCCUCCAUUCUUGGCCUCCUUUUGUUG
Molecule: messenger RNA, 2481 nt
Organism: Oryza brachyantha (malo sina)
Lineage: Eukaryota; Viridiplantae; Streptophyta; Magnoliopsida; Poales; Poaceae
Exons: 19
Coding region: 147-2135 (662 amino acids)
Source: RefSeq, a predicted model, not a curated record